Messenger RNA from Protobothrops mucrosquamatus (brown spotted pit viper), 576 nucleotides. Its product is annotated as probable G-protein coupled receptor 21. Gene Ontology annotation, cellular component: membrane. The annotation marks the transcript as partial. Gene Ontology annotation, biological process: G protein-coupled receptor signaling pathway. The record is from RefSeq and is a predicted model, not a curated record. Gene Ontology annotation, molecular function: G protein-coupled receptor activity. Lineage: Eukaryota; Metazoa; Chordata; Lepidosauria; Squamata; Viperidae. The transcript has a single exon.
AUGAACGCCUCCCUGGAUGGCGGCAGCCCCGGCAAUGGGAGCGGCGGGGGCGGGGGCGGCGGGGAGAGUGGCGGGAGGCCCUUCUGCCUGCUGGCGGCCGGCUACCCGGACAGCCUGGACGUCUGCCUCCUGGAGGCCAUCAUCAUCGUAUUCCUGACCGUCCUCAUCAUCUCGGGCAACCUGGUGGUCAUCUUCGUCUUCCACUGCGCGCCGCUGUUGAACCACCACACCACCAGCUACUUCAUCCAGACCAUGGCCUACGCCGACCUGCUGGUGGGGGUGAGCUGCCUGGUGCCCUCCCUCUCCCUGCUGCACCACCCGCUGGCCUUCCUGCCCGAGGCGCUGGUCUGCAAGGUCUUCGGCUACGUGGUCUCGGUGUUGAAGAGCGUCUCCAUGACCUCGCUGGCCUGCAUCAGCCUGGACCGCUACAUCGCCAUCACCAAGCCCCUCAGCUACAGUACGCUGGUCACCCCCUGCCGGCUGCGGGCCUGCAUCCUGCUGCUCUGGCUCUACUCGGGCGGCGUCUUCCUGCCCGCCUUCUUCGAGUGGGGCAAGCCGGGCUACCACGGGGACAUC